AUGUUUCGAGUUUCGACAUCAUCACAGAACUUGUUGAAAUGGAGUGGAAAAUUCUUUGCUCCUUACGGUAAUUUAUCAUCAUCCGUGGUGCUGAGUCGUGGUGUCAUGAUUAAAUUCUCAAUUUCGGGAGGAGAAAAUCAAGAACGAUUCAAAUCAUUUUCAUCAUCAUGGGACAAAGAUUCUAAAGUCUCUUCUUCAUCAAAAAGAAAACAAGAUGGCGGCCGAUUGGAUAGAUCAAAAUACGUUGAUCAGCUCGGAGAAGGUAAAGGUGUUAGUAGUGGUUACUCCAAACCAGCUCCAGCAGAACGAUGGACAGAUAGAAAAAAGUCAGCCGUAAAAGAGGACAAGACAACAUCCAAGCCUUCUUCUUUUGAGAGCAGGAAGCCUGUUGAGCGAAGAAGCUCAUUCCGUGAUUCCAGAAGAGAUGAUUGGGGAGAGGAAGCCCUUGCUCCACCAAGAAGAAGUUCACGUUAUUCUGAGUAUGAAGAUGCAAAGCCAGCCAGCAAUAAAUUUAGAGAAGAAAGCGGUCGAAGAGCCUCGUUCAGUGGUGAGAGCAGGAAAGAUUUCAAAUCAUCAUCAAAAUUCGAAGAGAAGAACAACAGAUUUGAACGAAAGCCAACUUUCAGAGAAAAUAGAGAUGAGAACAACAGAUUUGAACGAAACCCCUCAUUCAGAGAAGAAAGAUCCAGAGAUGAGAGUAGAGUUGAAAGAAAACCAAGAGAGGAUAGAUAUGAGAAUAGAUUUGAACGAAAGCCAUCCUUUAGAACAGAAAGAGAAGAUAGAGAUAAAUUUAGAGGAGGAGACAAAUUUGGCAGAACUAGAUCACCAUCCAAACCAAGAUCUGAUGAUGACAAAAUAUUUAAAACAAGUUUCAGACCUGCCAGGGGAGAAAGGACUAAGAGAGAGUUUGAUGAUGCUCCAAAGAAAAGAUCAUUUGAAGAAAAUGCUCCUCGAAUGGAAAAGAGUCGAUUUCCUCGUGGAUCAAUAUCUGAAAGCAAGAAGUUUUCACAAAGCAAAGAUUUCUCCAAGGAAUCUCAAAGUUCUAAAUCAAAGCGACGUUCUGAAAUUGAGCAAGACAUAGACGAAUGGGAAGAAUUCCAAGAUCAAAAACCAUCUAACAAGAAGACUACCAAAAAGAAGAUCGAAAAAGCUGAUGAGGUUUUGAGACAACCAGUAAAAAGCCCACGUGCAAUCGAGAGAAAGGCCAUGUUAUCCAACACUGGUAAGCAUGCCACUUCGGCAGGAGUUGCACAUGUGCUCAGUAAGUCCAGAGAUGAGCAAACGAACACAAAGAUAGUGAACCAGCCACUUCCCAAUGUGACAUUUAUUACCAAUGCGAAUCCCUCUCAGCGCAAAUAUGAUAUGGAUCAAGCAUUUGAUUACUAUGACAAUGGUUUGAAUGAGAAUGGAAAUGAAUAUAUGGAUGAAUUUGAUUAUGACGAUGAUUAUUUUGGAAGCAUGAAAGAGUGGGAGCUUGAUAACAUUCUUAGCCAUUUCAAAAAGUAA
Messenger RNA from Naegleria fowleri, 1506 nucleotides. RefSeq lists its product as uncharacterized. The coding region runs from base 1 to 1506 and encodes 501 amino acids. The transcript has a single exon. The record is from RefSeq and is a predicted model, not a curated record. Lineage: Eukaryota; Heterolobosea; Eutetramitea; Acrasida; Naegleriidae.